AUGAAUGCUCGCGGGUCUCACGUUCUGCUGGUGGCAGGUGCUGUCUCUUACGAAUACAUAGUCUAUCCGAUGGGGGACCAGAAUGGCAUGAAUGGCACCGCAGGGACGCUCCUCGAAGAGGGCAACGAUGCAUCUCAGCUGGUUAUCCGGACAGGCGCAGCAGAUCUGGUGGCUCAGCUGCUCACCGCUGCGGCACCCUCUUUCGACUUCGAUGUCUUGGGACCAACACUGCAAGCGCCGGCUUCGAAUUGCCUAAAACACAACGCUUCGGCAGUCAUUGACCUGGAGCAUUCAGCCACUUCCUUGGAAACAGAGCCCUCACUUCGCGUAGUGAAGAAGAGGCAGAUCGGCAAGCCUCCCACCUGGCACUGUCCAAAAAUCGACAACGUUGCGCAGGCGAAGGCUAGUACUGUCAUCAUAUCCGGUUCUGGGGAGGCUUUUCAUGACGUGGAACCAGCUUUGGAUUUCCUGCAGCGUGUGAGGCCAAGAUAUAUUAUCCAUCAUAUGACCCGGCCGCUUGCCACAGGACGCCUUUGGAAUAUCAUCAGAGACGGACCUCGGACCAGAGACGGAAUACCUGAUCCUGAUCAUCUGGCUGUGAUCAUUGAUGCGGACGAUCUCCGUGCAGAGGGCAUAUCUCUGAGCCGAUCCUUGUCCUGGGAGCAAACUACUGAAGAUUUCGUUCGCAACCUGGGAUCAAACGGCCGACUUGACACAUUGGUGACUUGUCCUAACCUCAUCGUUCGAUUUGGGAACGAGGGUAUCAUUCAUCACCGUGGACGAGACGCUACGGAUCCCAAGCUCUACUUUCACCCACGGCAAGUGGAGAAGAAUAUGUUGCAUGAGCAAGGGGCUCCAAUGGUAGGGCUUGCUUCGGCGUUCACUGCAGGCUUCGCACUUGGAUUUGCCGGCUCUUCACCACCAAACUGUGAGAAGGGCAUCCGGCUGGGAAUUGCUGCAGCACGGGAUAUGGAGCAGAAUGGCUUCGUCACGAAUCCAGUCGAUCAAGCGCCUGACUAUCCUAUCGAUGCCACAAUCCAAGGUCUGAGCCCCGAGAAGCGAUUCUCAGUCGCCAGCAUCCCAUCUGGGCGCAUCAGCUCAGGGGACAGCUGGAACAUUUUCGACGCAGUCACAGGAGACCCUGCUGAAGUCGCGCGGCAGAUCGUGACCCACGGACCACGGAAAGUGCUCACAAGGUGCCCACUCCAGCAAUUUGGCGAGAUGCUCAGUAUAGAAAGGAACGAGCAAGAAAGUCUACGAGCGAUCGUGGACGCCGUUGAAGAGCGGAUCAGAUCUCAAACGUCGCAACCCACCUCUAUUGGCAUCAUGGGACCGCCAGGCUCAGGAAAGAAGUAUGUUGCAGCGAAUCUGGUGGAACAUUUUGCCACCAAAGCAAACGUGAAGCGACUCACAUUCAAUGCACGACUACUACGAUCGGAGGAUCUGGUUGCGCUGUGCCACACUAUCCGAGAUCGCAUGGCAGCUGGCCUGCUAGCAGUAGUGUGCUUUGAGAAUUUCGAAGCAAUCCUCGAUCCCAGGAACGAACUCCUCAACAACUUCCUAGUAAUGAUGCGAGACGGCCUCUUCACAGAUCGAGGCCAUGUCCGCAGCUUGGGCCAUCCUCUACUCUUCUUCCUCGUGAAUCAAGAAGCACCCACCUUUGAAGGCACACCCACGCCCACGGCUUCCGACUUCAAAGAGCGCCGCCAGACCAUCGACGACUCCCUACUUCUGGACAAUCUCCACGGCCUCGUUCGAAUUGCAGGCCCGAACCAACAGUCGCAGCAUGACAGAAUGUUCAGCAUCCGCCGCGCUGUCAUGGUCCGGCAAAUGCUCCUUCAAAAGUUCCCACACCUCGAACAACGCAACGGCAUCAUCAAAGUCGACGAAGCAGUCCUCUACGCCCUCCUCCUCGUCCCCUCAUACAAACACGGUCUCCGCUCCCUCGACAAAAUCCUAGGCACAUCCCGCCUCUCCGGCCGCACAAAAUUCGACGUCUCAGCCCUCCCACCCGAAGAACAAAUCCAGCUCCACGUCGACGGCCGCAUCUUCAUGUCCUUCCUCCGCUCCCCCAAACUCCCCGCCGCGCUACGGGAACGCCUCGCGCAAGGCUUAUUCGAAACGUACAAGAAGCAACGCCGCCACAUGGCGAAAUCCGACUCCGACAUCGCCGCCCUCGAGUCAGACCCGAGUAUGUACGACUGGGACGACCUCGCCCCGGAACUGAAGGAAUCAACCCGCGCGCAAGCAGACGAUAUCCCCCGGAAACUCCGCGCGGUGAACUGUUUCAUGCUGGACCAGGAGAGGGCUUCGCCGCUAGUCCAUGUGCCGGCUUUUGGAGAGGGGGAGUUGUUGAUGUUGAGUGAGAUGGAGCAUGAGAGGUUUAAUGCGGAGAGGUUGCAGCGGCAGUGGAGGAUGGGGCCCAGGAGUAGUGGGAAGAGGACUACGCCGUUUUUGGUGCCGUGGAGGGAUUUGACGCAGGAGUGGAGGGAUGUUGAUACGGUCAUGGUGGAGUGUGUGCCGAGGGUUCUGGCUGGGGCGGGGUGGAGGAUUUAUAGGAUGGAGGAGGAGGGGUUUUGA
Molecule: messenger RNA, 2580 nt
Organism: Fulvia fulva
Lineage: Eukaryota; Fungi; Ascomycota; Dothideomycetes; Mycosphaerellales; Mycosphaerellaceae
Exons: 2
Coding region: 1-2580 (859 amino acids)
Source: RefSeq, a predicted model, not a curated record